CCUCCCUUUCCCCUUCCUUCACUCCCACACCACCUCCUCCAUUGAUCUCUUCCCUUCUGCACAUUCUUGAGCUAUUUUUCCUAAAAACCCUAGUUUUUGGCCUUCUUCUCUAUUAAUUGCUAAACCUACCCAGCAGCCAACACACAUAGAGAUUUGCAUACCCAAACACAAAAUAUAUACAUAUAACAUAAGAAAUAUGUGCAGCUCAAAGGCCAAGGUGACCUUAGGGAUUGAAGUCGCACCCAUUGUGGCUGGAAUCAAUGGCAGGCCAGUCCUUCAGCCUAAUUGCAACCGGGUUCCUAGCCUAGACCGGCGUGGUUCGAUUAAGAAAAUAUCGACACCAUCACCACCUCCACUACCAUUGCCAACUUCUUCUGCAAGUAUUACUAGUCCUAGAACUACCAACAAGGCAGCUUCAUCUUUGUUAACACCUCCCAUUUCUCCCAAGUCAAAGUCCCCAAGGCCACCAGCAAUCAAGAGAGGAAAUGACCCUAAUGGCCUUAAUUCGAGUUCCGAAAAAGUUGUCACACCAGGAGGAACCACAAGAGCUAAGAUUUUGGAGAGGAAGAAGUCCAAGAGUUUCAAGCGCGCUAGCGUUGGUGUUGAUGUUGAUGCUGCUGAUCAUAAUCAUGGAGGUUUUGGUAAUGGUGGAUUCUCUGCUUCUAAUAUCGAGGCCUCGUUGAGUUAUUCCUCUUCCUUGAUCACCGAGGCACCUGGCAGCAUUGCUGCUGGCAGGAGGGAACAGAUGGCGCUUCAGCAUGCACAACGGAAGAUGAAGAUUGCCCAUUACGGCAGGUCAAAGUCUGCCAACCUUGAAAGGGUUGUUCCUGUUGAUGCUUCUGGUAAUGUAGAAGCCAAGGCAGCUGAAGAAGAGAAAAGGUGCAGCUUUAUCACGGCUAAUUCAGAUCCCAUCUAUGUUGCUUACCAUGAUGAAGAAUGGGGAGUUCCUGUCCAUGAUGACAAGAUGUUGUUCGAACUGCUUGUGUUAACUGGAGCUCAAGUUGGCUCAGAUUGGACUUCCAUUUUGAAAAAACGUCAAGAUUUCAGGGAUGCAUUUUCAGGAUUUGAUGCAGAAACUGUGGCAAAUUUAAGUGACAAACAGAUGAUGUCAAUUGCUUCAGAAUAUGGCAUUGAAAUCAGCAGGAUCCGAGGGGUUGUAGACAACUCUAACAGAAUUCUUGAGAUUAAGAAGGAAUUUGGAUCAUUUGACAAGUACAUCUGGGGAUUUGUCAAUGAAAAGCCCAUCUCACCACAAUAUAAAUUAGGCUACAAAAUCCCAGUGAAGACAUCCAAAUCAGAGUCGAUCAGCAGAGACAUGGUUAGGAGGGGAUUUAGGUUUGUGGGUCCAACAGUUGUUCAUUCAUUCAUGCAAGCCUCAGGCCUCACGAACGACCAUCUGAUCACUUGCCACAGCCACCUCCGAUGCACCUUAUUGGCUGCCUGCCGUCCCACAUUGGAAGAUAUUCUGUAGAAUUAUUGACAUCAAAGAGAGAAAAAGAAGAAGAAAAUCAUGGACAAAAUUAUAAACCCUAAUGCGUUCGAUGAUUAAUAUGUUAGAGAAGUGUGUGCAUAUAGUUUGCUAACUAUAUCGAAGAAAAAAAAAAUAGUAGUUACUUGUGAUGGUUGUGAAUUGUGUCUACAAUGUAGAUUAGAGGAAAGGUUUGUGAUUAAAUAUGUGAGAUUUUAGUUAGGGUGUCGAAAGUGCAUCAACAGUCAAGAUUCACGAUUAGUAUCGAGAAUCCAUCAUUAAUGGUUCAGAUUCGCAUGCUUAGACAACUGAUUUUAGUAUUCAUAAUUUCUUUUAAUUAAUGGGUUUGAAGUAGGCAGAAGUGAUUGAUAAUUGGAGAUAAAAGAAAGGUUUGGGAUGGAGGGUGGUGGUGUAGUGGGAGCUGAAGGAGGAGACAUCAUGUGCAUAUGCAUUUGGGAGGCAAGGCAUGUGUUGGAUGUGUCAGUUUUUUGCUUUUUAUUUCCAUGUGACCCAUCAAACUUUGAAUGAUUUGAAUUCCUUUAACAGGCUGUGUGGGAUACUACCAUCAUGUGUAUCUCUCAAUUGCUCUGGUAAUUGAGUUAUUAGUGUAUUUUUCUAACUCCUUUUUUUUGCUUUGGGGGAAUAUUAUACCCCAUUGUAUUCUUGGAUUUGAUGUGUGAGGUUUUGAGUGCUUUUUUUUUUUUUGAAUCGAUUGGGAUGUACUUCUGUUCUGAUUGCUGACUAGUGACUAAUAAUAUAUACACCUUUUUAAAAUA
Messenger RNA from Malus domestica (apple), 2244 nucleotides. RefSeq lists its product as uncharacterized. Gene Ontology annotation, biological process: base-excision repair. Gene Ontology annotation, molecular function: DNA-3-methyladenine glycosylase activity. Lineage: Eukaryota; Viridiplantae; Streptophyta; Magnoliopsida; Rosales; Rosaceae. The record is from RefSeq and is a predicted model, not a curated record.